UUAAGGAGGCGGGGCUCUACCCGGAGGAGGUGGAGAAGGUCUGCCCCUCGGAUCUCCGGUUUCCGGCAACUCGGCGGGACCGGAGCCUGCUCGCAGAAUUUGAGGUCCGAGGCUUCCUCGCACCAGCUGGACGCCGAGCCCCGCGAGAUGAGAACAUUGAGGCCCCCCAGGAGCCCACAGUGUUACGGCCAGAAGCAGCAGAAUCGGGAAUCAAACCCAGACCUCUGUAAAUUAUCUUCCUAAUAAUUGGGAGAAGACCCUUGGCUGAAUGGCAGCUGUAGAUGACUUGCAGUUUGAAGAAUUUGGUGAUACAGCUACUUCUCUAGCAGCAAACCCAGAUGCCACCACAAUAAGCAUCGAGGAUCCUGGUGAAACCCCAAAACACCAGCCAGGACCCCCAGGAGGCUCAGGGAGAGAAGAGGAUGAUGAGUUACUAGGAAAUGAUGACUCUGACAAAACUGAGUUACUUGCUGGACAGAAGAAAAGCUCCCCCUUCUGGACAUUUGAAUACUAUCAAACAUUCUUUGAUGUAGACACUUACCAGGUCUUUGACAGAAUAAAGGGGUCUCUUUUGCCAAUACCAGGAAAAAACUUUGUGAGGUUGUAUAUCCGCAGCAACCCAGAUCUCUAUGGCCCCUUUUGGAUAUGUGCCACGUUGGUCUUCGCCAUAGCAAUUAGUGGGAAUCUUUCCAACUUCUUAAUCCAUCUGGGAAGGAAGACAUACCAUUAUGUGCCCGAAUUCCGAAAAGUGUCCAUCGCAGCCACAAUCAUCUAUGCCUAUGCCUGGCUGGUUCCUCUUGCACUCUGGGGUUUCCUUGUGUGGAGAAACAGUAAAGUUAUGAACAUCGUUUCCUAUUCAUUUUUGGAGAUUGUGUGCGUCUACGGAUAUUCACUCUUCAUUUAUAUCCCCACAGCGAUACUGUGGAUCAUCCCCCAGAAAGUGGUCCGCUGGAUUCUAGUUAUGAUUGCCCUGGGCAUCUCAGGCUCUGUCUUGGCAAUGACAUUUUGGCCAGCAGUUCGUGAGGACAACCGACGCAUCGCAUUGGCCACAAUUGUGACGAUUGUGUUGCUUCACAUGCUGCUUUCUGUGGGCUGCCUGGCCUACUUUUUUGAUGCACCAGAGAUGGACCAUCUCCCAACAAGCACAGCUGCUCCAAACCAAACAGCUGCAGCAGCCAAGUCCAGCUAAAGGGGAAAGUGAGCGAUCACCGUUUCAUCUUCUUGCUAUGAGUUCUCCUCAGUGGGUUUUGGAGUGUGGUUCUUUCGGACAUGGCAUCCGCUGCAGAAAAGCAGAACGACCAAAGCGCAGGAAAACGGAUGGAAUGGCCCCAACCCCCAACAUCUGGGGGGUGCCACACUGAAGCCUAAUCACCUAUUUAACAAACAAAAAUUAAAUGUUGUUGAGACGUGUCACUCAGCUCUUCUCUCUCACUGUCACUUGUCAUUGUGACUGUGCACUGGUUUGGAGAGAAGUACGAGGGGCUGGGUGAGGCUGCUCAAGUGCCCUGCGUGUGCCUCUCGUGGUCACGUGGUGUGCUUCACGUUAGGUGCACCCUUAGUCCCUGAAAUGGAUCCAUCCUAACUUGGGUGUCUUUUCUCUGGCUCGUGUACAGAUUACCUAGGUGAGCCUCUGCUCCCCUUGCCAUCCUAAAGUGGCCAAACAGCAUGAACUUUGGUUGGGAUUCAUUGGGAGGCUGAAAAUUUGUCUUUGGUGACCUGACUCUGGGCAACUGAACCUAAUGGUUGCGAAAUAAAUACAAAAUACAAAAAUAAUAAUAAUAA
Messenger RNA from Aethalodelphis obliquidens (Pacific white-sided dolphin), 1782 nucleotides. It is a transcript of the gene YIPF1, whose product is annotated as Yip1 domain family member 1. Lineage: Eukaryota; Metazoa; Chordata; Mammalia; Artiodactyla; Delphinidae. The transcript has 11 exons. Gene Ontology annotation, cellular component: Golgi apparatus; membrane. Gene Ontology annotation, biological process: vesicle-mediated transport. Bases 269 to 1189 code for a protein of 306 amino acids. Gene Ontology annotation, molecular function: small GTPase binding. The record is from RefSeq and is a predicted model, not a curated record.